UGACUUCAGUGGGAAUUGAGAGCACUCAGCACAUUGCAAGAUGGAGCCCAGUGUAUGUUAUGGAAAAAGAUGAACCACAUCAUUUAAGGCUUUUGAUGGAGACAUCUGGUGACUGUAGCAGCCCAUAUGUCAGGGUGACUCCUGGGUUCCUGACACAUCUGCAAGAUUUAGAGCCCCAAGUGGCAAGAAGACGCUUAUCUCAGGCACGACACCGGGCUACGCUGGCAGGACUCUUCAACAACCUGCGGGAAACUGUGUUUUCGCAGUCAGACAAUUCAGCAUCAAAGUGUCAAGUUUUGCGUAAAGCUAAGAAUUAUAUCCAGGAGCUGGAGCAAACCUUGGGUACCUUGCUGAAGAUGAAAGAGUCCUUCAAUCUGGAGGAUGGGAACCCAUCCAGCUUGGAGGAAGUCAAGGAGGAAUAUGUCAAGAUGUACUUCAGCGAUCUCGGUACUGCAUCCCCUUCAGAUGCCAUGAGUGAGAGUGGCUCUACCGUCUGGUAUUUGAUUCAAGAAUAUGAAAAAAACUCAGUGGAAGAGGAUGGGAAGCCAAGACUUAUCCAGUCCCCAGCCACUUCAUCUCCUGAUCUGAUGGAGUUUGAACGGUACCUGUAUUUUUAUAAACAGACCGUGGACCUGCUGGUUGAGAAUGGGAUUGUGUGCACCGAAGAGGUCACUCUUCCUGUCGUCUCUACAGCUGUUUCCCACCUGUGGCAGAAUCUGCCAGAGGAGAGGAGAGAGAGCAUCUUGCAGUACUGUAGUCAGAGACAAAAUGUACUCCCAGACCCUAAGGCAGCCUGCAAUGAAGGCAGUGUGAGGAACAGCAGAGCUAAUAGUCAGGAAGCCAGUGGUUCAUUGGUAUCCACACCCGAGGAGAUACUAUUUGAAGAUGCAUUUGAUGUUGCUGCUGGAUUCCUUGACAGAAAUGAGACUCAACAAGCAAUGUCCAGUCCAGGCUCAAUGUUCGCAGGCUGCACCUCAGAAAAUCCAGAGGAUAACCACCGGCUCUACUUGCAGAUCACUGGUUUCUUAAAGGGUCUUUUCUUUGCUAACACACAGUUUCCACAGGAGCAGCCUGCCGUGAAACUGGCAACAGAAGGAGAAGAGACAGAACGUAGCCCUGGAGCCUGACACUUUUUCUGAGGAAGCACCGAAGCUUUUUUGAAGUACUGAGACGAUAGUGUACAGUUUGAUGUCUGCUUUCAGGCCCUUCCACCUUUGCAGCCCAGCCACAGUCUAGCAAGCGCCUGGGAUUUCGAACAAUCAUGAGUGUUGAAAGAGGAAGCAUUUCCAUGAUGAACUUACAGUAGACAUCCUGGACAGGGCCAGCCAUCAGGACCAAUACCAAAGGGAAAAGGAUUCACGGCAGAUGGAAAGACACCAACAGGUUGCAGAGCACAAGGAGUGAAUUGCAGCACAUGAGGAGAGACUUACAGCACAGUUUGUGGCACAAGAACGGCCCUUGAGGGAGGAAGAUAGAGUGCAGCAGAAAGACCUGUUUGAGAGGCUGCUUGUGCCAAUGGCCGCAAGACUUCAGGCUCCUCCCCACCCACACUAUGUCCUUAGUGCCCUCCACAGUACCAUGUCCUGCAGACCACAAAUGCAUUAGAUAAUACCAUGGUUGGGUGGCCCAUGCAACCAGGACUGAAUGCUAGUCGGGCAGGGCAAAUGUACCCCCAGCAGUCCUCCACACUACUGCAGUCCUCCAACCCCGUGCAGUGGCGCCAAGUGCACACUAAGCAAGCUAGAAAGGGAAAGGAGAAUGGGCAGCUGGGGACACGCAGCAGUAGGGACUGUAUUUGCACUGAUUUUACUUGUUUGCACUUAUUUCACUGUUUUGUACCGUUCCAUGUUUGUGUUAUACACUUUAUUUUAU
Mauremys mutica (yellowpond turtle) is the source of this 1872-nucleotide messenger RNA. RefSeq names its product stimulated by retinoic acid 8 (gene STRA8). The record is from RefSeq and is a predicted model, not a curated record. The coding region runs from base 60 to 1127 and encodes 355 amino acids. Gene Ontology annotation, molecular function: protein dimerization activity. Lineage: Eukaryota; Metazoa; Chordata; Testudines; Geoemydidae. The transcript is spliced from 10 exons. Gene Ontology annotation, biological process: cellular response to retinoic acid; meiotic cell cycle.